Lutzomyia longipalpis is the source of this 6144-nucleotide messenger RNA. RefSeq lists its product as uncharacterized. The transcript has 3 exons. Bases 778 to 6144 code for a protein of 1788 amino acids. NCBI's taxonomy places the organism in Eukaryota, Metazoa, Arthropoda, Insecta, Diptera, Psychodidae. Gene Ontology annotation, molecular function: nucleic acid binding. The record is from RefSeq and is a predicted model, not a curated record. Gene Ontology annotation, biological process: DNA integration.
AACCGCAUUGGUUAGUGGGGCAUUUGUCCCAACGCCGUUGGGACAUCAUGGUGGUUUCCCCCACUACAGCAUUCCCCUUCACAUCCGGGUCUCUCGGAAUAACCGAAUUUUUCUUUCUCCGUCACUUAUUCACCAACCAUUAUACAGUCCACAAUUAAAAUAAAGUUCUUUUUGAAAAUUUUGAGAAAAAAUAAAAGUUUUGAGUUUCCAAGUAUCAAAGUGUUAUUUAUUGAUUGCUAAGUUAUUGAAGUGUGAGGGAACUGAUCUAAGAAGGUACCUAAGGAGUGCAAUUUAGAGGAUUCAAGAGGAGAAAGCAGCUGAAGGUGAAACCUCGUGGCGAAGGGAAAGAUUCAGCACAAGGCCACCACGUGGAAUUUUUCUGAUCCAUCUCCCCGGAGGCUAAUUAUUUUUACCUGUGCUGUAUUUCAAGGUACGCAUACUGAGGAGGUAUCUGUGGGAUUGAGGGAGAGUUGGGCAAAGCUGGACGCAAUUAAUUCAUUCUUUAUUUCCACGCUAUAUUGAAGGUACGAGAUUCACGGAAGUAUCUAAGGGAUUGUGGAGAGAAUUGGGCAGAGUUUAGAGGCGAUACCUAAUCAUUUCUUUCUACCAUACUCAAUUAAAGGUACGCAUACUGAGGAGGUAUCUGUGGGAUUGAGGGAGAGUUGGGCAAAGCUGGACGCAAUUAAUUCAUUCUUUAUUUCCACGCUAUAUUGAAGGUUAGUGUCAUACAUUUCUGGUCCAUUCGACCCUACAAGAAGGAAGGACGAACUAGCAAAGAUGGCAAUGAAACAACGAGGUGGCAUAGUCUCCGUGAUCACGAAGGUGGAGAACUACAUCAGUGAGAUGACUUCCGAAUCACUCGAUAUGAUGUCCGCAAACGGCAAUCUACAAGGACAAAUGGAUCUCGUGAGGAGUAUGAAGACCAAGUUCCUCGCCACCCAAAUGGAAAUCAUUGGCGCUCAGAAAGACCAAACCAGGAAGCAACAGGAAGAGAAGGGACUUGCGGAGUUCAUGCAACGUUGUGACAAUCUCAUCACCAAGAUUGGAGACAUCAUGGCCGAAUUUCCCCCUGGAGACACGACACAACCUACCCAGUCUUCAGACUUGGCGGGAUUUCUGAAGGAGUUUCUUGAGAAGUCACAAGCCCAGCAUCGGGAGCAGAUGGCCACCAUCAUUGAGACGCUCACAACCGCAAGUAUACCCAGUUCAAGUGGUGUUCCCCCAAUAAAGUUGCCCCAAAUCACUCUCCCUACGUUUGAUGGAAAAUACUCUGACUGGAUGUCCUUUAAGGAUCGAUUCCAAUCUGCCGUUAUCAAUUACCCAAACCUCACUCCAGUUCAGAAGUUGAAUUACUUAAAGUCAUCCGUCACGGGUGAUGCAGCCUCUUCAAUCAAGCAUCUCAAUGUAACCGAUAACAAUUUUGAAGUUGCUUGGCAAUUGCUCAUUGAUAGAUUUGAGCGCAAGAAUGAGAUCGUGGCAGAUCAUGUUAGACUGUUUUACAAAAUGCCACGUGUAACUCCCAACACUCCUCAAGCUAUCCACCAAGUACACAAUAUCUUCUGCGAAACCCUCAUGGCUUUGGACGCCAUGGACAUCUCACAGCGCGACCCUUGGGUAAUCCAAUUCACUUUGGACAAUCUUGAUGCCGAAUCCAAGGUGUUGUGGGGUCGUGAGUGCAAUGGUGAUGUUCCCACAGUAGAGAAGUUUAAAGCGUUCCUCACACAACGAUGCAUUGAUCACAACAAUUCCCCAUCCUCCUCUGGGAAGCUCAUGAACAAUCCCACCCGUUCUCAACCGAAUAAGUCAGUCAAGAAGAACUCUACUGCGCUUACAGUUUCUGCAACCUCAACCUGCCGCUGCUGCAAUGAAGCAGGCCAUCCCCUGUACAGAUGCCCAAAAUUCCUUUCCCUGUCAGUGGAUGAUCGGUUUGAAACGGUGAAAACUCUCAAGCUCUGCCGAAACUGCCUGGCGUCUCAUAUGACGAACACGUGUACCUUUCACAAAUGUAGGAAGUGUCAAGGAAGACACAAUGUACUUCUGCACGAUCGAUUCGUCACCAAUCCUCCAUCCAAUGAAGCUAGUGCUGGAAGCAAUCCUCCGCCCACUCCGUCGGUACCGGAAUCGACUCCUCAAGCGUCUUCGCCUACUGUCGCCAUUUCUUCCACCUCCGGGAGCUCUGAUGGUCAACCACCCAAGGUUUUCCUCGCCACUGCCAUGGUCGACAUCCUUUCUGCGAAACGUGAGAAAAUUCCAUGCCGCAUGGUCAUGGACAGCGGAGCCCAAUUGUGCGUGAUGACCACAAGCCUCUACCAGCGACUCAAGCUUCCAAAACUUCCGACCAAUCUCACUGUCCUUGGCGUCGGUGCUCGACGAACCAACCUCCAUUUCCGAGUACAAGCCACAAUUGUUUCCCAAUGGACAGGAGAAGCUUUCACGUUUGACUGCUACAUCAUGCCAAAAAUUACUGGGAACAUUCCCAACUGGGAUGUAGACGAGUCUCUUCUCAAUAUCCCUCAUGGAAAGGUAUUGGCAGAUCCUCAGUGGCAUGUGUCAAGACCAGUAGACCUGCUGCUAAGUGGCGAUCCGUAUUACGACAGUUGGUUCCAUGAAACAUUCCAUUUAGGACCAGGACUGCCGCGACUGAAUGAAACAGCUUUUGGAUGGGUCACUGUUGGUGAACAUAAGGCUAUCUCUCCCCGCUGUGAAACCAGCUACAAUCUUUCUCUUGUUUCCCUGAAUGAGGCUCUGCUCAAGUUUUGGAAAUUAGAAGACAUACCAGAUGAGAUGCCCAUCACCGAUGAACACAAGGCUGCUGAACUCCAUUUCGCCACUACACAUACUCGAACUCCUGAAGGCCGAUUUCUAGUCCAACUUCCAUUCAACGAGGAUGUUCCUCCUUUGGGCGAUUCUCGACCUCAGGCAAUUCGUCAAUUCUUGGCUCUUGAACGUCGAUUUGAUCGCAACCCUGCAAUGAAAGAAUUGUACAAGGCUGUGAUAGAUGACUACAUAUCGAAAGGAUGGCUCGAACUUGCCCCCGAGCGCCCUGUAGAUGUUUCCGCUUCCUAUUACAUGCCGCAUCACGGAGUCUUGAAAGAUUCCGUAUCAACAAAGCUCAGAGUGGUAUGCAACGCCGGUGCCAAGACUUCCACAGGAGUUAGUUUGAAUGACAAGCUGCUGGUAGGCCCGACUGUCCAACCGGAAUUGACAUCAAUUCUACUCAAAUUUCGGUUGCAUCCUUUCGCCAUGAUUGCUGACAUAAGCAAGAUGUACCCGCAACUGGUACUCCAUCACAUUCAUCUUGACUUUGUACGAAUGGUUUGGCGAGAUGACAAGCAUCAACCAAUCAAGGAUUACAGAAUGACUCGGCUCUGUUUUGGCUUGGCGUCUUCUCCCUUUUUGGCCACCAGGGCAUUGAUUCAACUUGCUAUUGAGCAUCAGGAAUCACAUCCACUCGCAGCUGCUGCUCUGCGUGAGGCCUUUUAUGUGGAUGACUGUGUCAUAUCCACCAACUCUAUCACCACCGCUCAACAGAUACAAAAGGAAUUAGUGGAAGUGCUCAAGAGUGCAGGAUUCGUCCUCACAAAGUGGAUGAGCAACAAUGAGCUUCUUACCCCACUUCAUUCACCCGAAUCAUCAGAGGAGUCGGUACUUCUUCAGGACCCCAUUACCAAGGUCCUAGGCAUUCCUUGGAAUGCAAAGUUGGACACCUUCCAUUUCACAUCACCGAUAUCUCUCUCAGAGAUUGUGAAAUCCAAGCGGGACGUCGCUUCUUCCAUUGCCAAGCUAUUUGAUCCACUAGGGCUGGUGGGUCCUGUCAUCAUUGAAGCAAAGAUCUUCCUGCAAGAGCUUCAUGAGGUGAAGGCAUCUUGGGACGACCCGUUACCUGAGGAAUUUCUCUUGAAAUGGAGGAAGUUCGUACAAUCUCUGGAGGGACUCAAGAGGAUUUCCAUACCCAGAUGGAUUUCAACCAUCAACAACCCCUAUCGGGUGGAUCUCCAUGUCUUUUGUGACGCAAGUUUCAAGGCAUACGGCUCCGUCGUUUACUAUGUUUCACGAGAUAGAGAGGGAAAUACUUGCUCACGAAUUCUUAGUUCCAAAUCUCGAGUAGCUCCGUUGAAUAAAAUUACUAUCCCGCGUCUGGAAUUAUGUGGAGCCCUCGUGGGAGCUCAAAUGAUGAACAAAAUUCAGGCGUUGGUCAACCCCGAUGCGGUACACUAUUGGACAGACUCCUCCAUCGUACUAAGCUGGUUGAACACACCACCUGACUCCUACAAGGUUUUUGUGGCAAACAGGAUCACGAAAAUCCUCAGUCUUUCCAACGCAUCUCAAUGGCGCCACGUCCCUACCAAGGACAACCCAGCCGACAUUAUUUCUCGAGGUUGCACCCCCGAGCAACUGGAAUUGUCUGAACUCUGGUGGGCUGGGCCGUCAUGGUUGACUUUAGAUGAAUCGUCUUGGCCUAAGCUAUUUUCUCCAAUCCCUAAGGCACCAUCUGAUGUGGAGUGCCUGUCUGUCACCAUCCAGGAGCCAGCUUGGCACACCGAGUGGAUAAUUCGAUUUUCCUCAUUGAGAACAGUCAAACGAGUAAUGGCUUACAUCUUGAGAUUCACUGGAAGAUCAACGUCAUCAUCUGCUACUCCUCAUCAGUCAGUGAGACCAAUCUACAUGAGUGAGUUAGAGGAGGCUUUACGACGUCUGAUACUACUCGAUCAGGACCACUACUUCCCCAGCGUCAAAGACCAUAUCCAAAAUGGGACGCUAUCUCGCUCAAAAUGGAAGACUCUCGCUCAAUUGGCUCCAUUUGUUGAUGACAAUGGGUUGAUCAGAGUGGGAGGACGUCUCCAACAUUCAUCCGAAUUGUAUGCAGCCAAGCAUCCAAUCUUGCUCCCGAAAUCUGCUUUGACCAGGUUGAUUAUGAAGAAUGAGCACGAGAAACAGCUGCAUGCAGGACCAUCCCUUCUACUUGCAACCGUUCGGCAAAUGUACUGGCCAAUCUCUGGUAGGAACAUGGCCAGGAAGAUCAUUUUCGAGUGCGUUACUUGUGCAAAGGCCAAACCUCAACUUCUACAACAGAUCAUGGGAAAUUUGCCAGCACACCGCGUGAACCUCACCCGAGCUUUUCACGCCUGUGGAGUCGACUUUGCUGGACCGUUGAUGAUCCGAGCUUCCUCGUUGCGUGAUCGAGCGUCACGACGUCAACCCAAUGUGAAAUGCUAUGUGGCAAUCUUUAUUUGUAUGGCUACCAAAGCCCUCCACAUAGAGUUAGUUUCCUCAUUGACUACGGAAGCUUUCUUGGCCUCAUUUCGGCGGUUCGUAGCUCGUCGAGGGACUCCUCGGCACAUGUAUUCCGAUCGAGGUCGGAAUUUCGAAGGAGCAACCAACGAAUUAGCAAGGCUGUUGGCAGAAGAAAAUCAUCAACGUGCUAUACUGGACAACACGCUGGACAGCGGCGUCAUCUGGCACUUCAAUCCACCCAGUGCUCCACACCACGGAGGUGCUUGGGAAGCUGCGGUGAAAAGUACAAAGCAUCACUUGAAGAGAAUCACGAUGUCGUCCGCCUUGACGUAUGAAGAACUUUCCACCGUGCUGUGCCAGAUAGAGGGAGUCUUGAACAGUAGACCCUUAUGCAAGAUGUCAGAGGAUCCAAAUGACGGUGAAUAUCUCACUCCUGGUCACUUUCUCACUGGUGGACCCCUAAAUUCUCUUCCUGAUCCACGAAUGACAACCAUCCCUGAGCAUCGGCUCUCCAUGUGGCAACAAUGCCAAGCAAGGACCCAAGUGUUUGCUGAAAAAUGGCGUACUGAAUAUUUGAAUACCUUGCAGCAACGUUCCAAGUGGAGGGAUCCUCAAAGGAAUUUGAAGACAGGAGAAGUGGUUCUGCUUCUUGAUGAGAAUCAAAGGGAUGGCUCUAAAUGGAUACUUGGUCGUGUCCAGGAAACUCAACCAGGAGCUGAUGGAUUUGUCAGGGUCGUCUACGUCCGAACAGCAAAGGGAACCUACAAGAGACCCAUAACAAAAAUCGCUAGGCUACCCAUUCCCCCUCAAGAUGAAGAUAUUCUGGAUCCGAGAAAUCAGGAGAUUCCUCAGCCCAGCCCCGGGAGUGUGUUGGAUAUGAGCGUGGAAACUCCGAACCGCAUUGGUUAG